Molecule: messenger RNA, 1007 nt
Organism: Brassica rapa (field mustard)
Lineage: Eukaryota; Viridiplantae; Streptophyta; Magnoliopsida; Brassicales; Brassicaceae
Source: RefSeq, a predicted model, not a curated record
CACGUAGUGUAAAUCAAUAUGUAAACAUCUUUUCAUAUAGAGUGCUACCUAUAGAACAAAGAGUAACAAAAAAAAAAGAAUUAAGAAGAAUAUACUUAUGAAAAACUGUGCCGGAAUUUUACUUUUUCAAAACUUGGAAAAACAAAGUUUUGUAAAUGUAAAAGCAGCGAGAGUCAUAAACCUGCAUGCAUCCAAUUAUAUUCUCUUGUUAUGAACUUUUCUUCGAAUUUUGUGUUACAUUAGUAUACAAGAAGAAAAAUUAAAAAAAAAAAAGAACUUAUAAAUACAUUCUACAGAAGCUGAAGAGCCCUAGAUAUCUAGUUAAUCAAACACGAAUCAUGGCGCUUUGUAUCAACAACGUGAGGUUCCUUCUUGUUAUUGCUACAAUGCUCGUGAUUGUGAUCGCUUCCGUAGCCGGAGAAGCUUUCCCGGAUGAUUACCAGGUGAAGCAAGAUUCAGCAAAAAGAGCUACGGUUUGGGAAGAUGUUUUUAAGGAUGACUAUGGUGAUUGGAGCCCGACUCCAAUAGUUCGAAGAGGAAAUCCGAAACCUAUUCUUCGAGAUAUUACACGGCCACCACCUUAAUCGAUGGCCUAAGGGAUAUAUAACCAAUUUCGAGAUUAUUGAUUGCUUUGUUAACGAUCAACUCUCGAUUAUUGUUCGGAAUAGUUAAUGGGAUUUCUUGAUACGCUGUGGUGUUUUACGUUUUAAUGGCGAUGUCAUGCAUAUGGACAAAUUGUAUAAUCAACACGAGAGAAAGAUUCAAUUUGUAAUAGUUUGAUGUUAUUUACUUUUCACCUUGUUCAGAAUAGUUAAUCUGUAAAAAAACUUAACAUAACUUUCAUAUGUAUUAUGAACAUGCAAUAUGUUCUUUUAAAAAAAAAAAUGAACAUGUUUUAAUAUAAAGAACUGGAAUAUAUAACAAGAAAAACUAACUUGUAGAACAUAUAUUGAUCUAUUGUAUGCUAAAGCAACAUGCAUGUUAUAAACCAAAAAGUAUCAGUGUGU